CCUGUUGCUAGGCAGAGUGCGGCCUAGUCAAGCCGGGCGGAGCGUCACUCCCGAUGAGUCGGCGUUGAGGGAAGCAUCCCGCGAGGCGACGGAGAGAGCGAGACCGAGAGCCGCCUUCAACGGACGCAGAGAGCAGGAAAGCCCGCGGCGAGUAGGCCCAGCCACCUUCCCUUCGCCGCUGAAGCCGCCACCAUGGCCUCGGGACCGGAUUCCAAAAGUGAUGACUUAUCGACUGCAAUUCUUAAGCAGAAGAACAGGCCUAAUCGGUUGAUUGUUGAUGAAGCAAUUAACGAGGACAACAGUGUUGUGUCAUUGUCCCAGGCCAAAAUGGAUGAACUGCAACUCUUCAGGGGAGACACAGUCCUGCUGAAAGGGAAGAAGAGGAGGGAAGCAGUGUGUAUUGUGUUGUCCGAUGACACCUGCUCUGAUGAGAAAAUCCGCAUGAACAGAGUGGUUCGCAACAACCUGAGGGUGCGCCUGGGAGAUGUGAUCAGCAUCCAGCCGUGUCCAGAUGUGAAGUAUGGCAAACGGAUUCACGUGCUGCCCAUCGAUGACACUGUGGAAGGGAUCACAGGGAACCUGUUUGAGGUCUACCUCAAACCCUACUUCCUGGAAGCAUACCGACCAAUCAGAAAAGGGGACAUCUUCCUGGUGCGCGGAGGGAUGCGUGCCGUGGAGUUCAAAGUAGUGGAGACCGACCCGAGCCCAUACUGCAUUGUCGCUCCAGACACUGUGAUCCACUGUGAGGGAGAGCCCAUCAAGCGAGAGGAUGAAGAGGAGUCCCUGAAUGAAGUGGGCUAUGAUGACAUUGGAGGCUGCCGGAAGCAGCUGGCCCAAAUCAAAGAAAUGGUGGAGCUCCCCCUGAGGCACCCAGCCCUUUUCAAGGCCAUUGGUGUGAAGCCUCCCCGAGGAAUCCUGCUUUAUGGACCACCAGGCACCGGGAAGACCCUGAUUGCCCGCGCAGUGGCUAAUGAAACAGGAGCUUUCUUCUUCCUGAUCAAUGGUCCUGAGAUUAUGAGCAAGUUGGCAGGUGAGUCAGAGAGCAACCUGCGGAAGGCCUUUGAGGAAGCGGAGAAGAACGCUCCCGCCAUCAUCUUCAUUGAUGAGCUGGAUGCCAUUGCUCCAAAGAGAGAGAAGACACAUGGUGAAGUGGAACGGCGCAUUGUGUCUCAGCUGCUGACCCUCAUGGACGGCCUGAAACAGAGAGCACAUGUGAUUGUCAUGGCCGCUACCAACAGACCCAACAGCAUUGAUCCCGCACUCCGGCGAUUUGGUCGCUUUGACAGAGAGGUCGAUAUUGGCAUUCCGGAUGCCACCGGCCGCCUGGAGAUCUUGCAAAUCCAUACCAAGAACAUGAAACUAUCUGAUGAUGUUGAUCUGGAGCAGGUGGCAAACGAGACCCAUGGCCACGUCGGUGCAGACUUGGCUGCCCUAUGCUCAGAGGCCGCUCUGCAGGCCAUCCGGAAGAAGAUGGAUCUCAUUGACCUUGAGGACGAGACCAUUGAUGCCGAAGUGAUGAACUCUCUGGCCGUGACCAUGGAUGACUUCAGGUGGGCCCUGAGCCAGAGCAACCCCUCAGCGCUGCGUGAGACCGUGGUGGAGGUGCCACAGGUGACCUGGCAAGAUAUCGGAGGCUUGGAGGAUGUGAAAAGAGAGCUCCAGGAGCUUGUGCAGUACCCAGUGGAGCAUCCUGACAAAUUCCUUAAGUUUGGCAUGACGCCCUCCAAGGGGGUGCUGUUCUAUGGGCCCCCCGGAUGUGGGAAGACCCUGCUGGCCAAAGCCAUUGCCAAUGAAUGUCAGGCCAACUUCAUCUCCAUCAAGGGGCCAGAGCUGCUCACUAUGUGGUUUGGGGAGUCAGAGGCAAAUGUCCGCGAGAUCUUUGACAAGGCCCGCCAAGCUGCCCCCUGUGUGCUCUUCUUUGACGAGCUGGACUCCAUUGCCAAGGCCCGUGGAGGGAACAUCGGAGAUGGUGGCGGUGCUGCCGACAGAGUCAUCAACCAGAUCCUGACGGAGAUGGACGGCAUGUCCACCAAGAAGAACGUCUUCAUCAUCGGCGCCACCAACCGGCCAGACAUCAUCGACCCGGCCAUCCUGCGUCCCGGGCGUCUGGACCAGCUGAUCUACAUCCCUCUGCCCGAUGAGAAGUCCCGCGUGGCCAUCCUCAAGGCCAACCUGCGGAAGUCCCCUGUAGCCAAGGAUGUGGAUCUUGACUUCCUGGCCAAAAUGACCAAUGGCUUUUCAGGAGCAGAUCUCACUGAGAUCUGCCAGCGCGCCUGCAAACUGGCCAUCCGAGAGUCCAUCGAGAGCGAGAUUCGGCGGGAGCGGGAGAGGCAGACCAACCCUUCCGCCAUGGAGGUGGAGGAGGAUGACCCCGUCCCAGAAAUCCGGCGCGACCACUUUGAGGAGGCCAUGCGCUUUGCCCGCCGAUCUGUCAGCGAUAAUGACAUCCGCAAAUACGAGAUGUUCGCCCAGACCUUACAGCAGAGCCGGGGCUUUGGAAGCUUCAGAUUCCCCUCGGGCAACCAGGGCGGUGCUGGACCAAGCCAGGGCACGGGCGGCAGUGGCGGCGGCGGCAACGUCUACAGCGAAGACAACGACGACGACCUCUACGGCUAAAGCGCGGCCGGAGCGGACCAAACUCCCGAAGAGGCCACCACGUUGUUGUACAGGGCGACCAAAACAUCCCGGUGGCCGACGGACUCCUGGCUUCUUCAUUCCUUGGUCAGACCCUCGUAGCCGCCGCUCCGUGUCCGCUCUGUGGGCCGGGGCCCGCUUUCCGCGGGAGGCGGCUGCUGGGCUGGGCUGGUUUGGUGGGGAGGCAGGCAGGCGGGCGGGCGGGCGGGCGGUUUGACACGGAGGGGGACUGGCUCACUUUCUGGGGAAAUUUCUGUUCUAGUUGUUUUGGCAGAUUCAGCAGCUUUAGCAACGGGUACAACAAAAUAGCCUGUAAAAACGAAACAAAAAAAUUAAAAACCCACAAAAAAUAAUAAAAAAAAUUCCCAUAACUUCAA
Messenger RNA from Anolis carolinensis (green anole), 3011 nucleotides. RefSeq names its product valosin containing protein (gene vcp). NCBI's taxonomy places the organism in Eukaryota, Metazoa, Chordata, Lepidosauria, Squamata, Anolidae. Gene Ontology annotation, cellular component: nucleus; VCP-NPL4-UFD1 AAA ATPase complex; cytosol. Gene Ontology annotation, molecular function: polyubiquitin modification-dependent protein binding; ATP binding; ATP hydrolysis activity. Gene Ontology annotation, biological process: mitotic spindle disassembly; autophagosome maturation; retrograde protein transport, ER to cytosol. The transcript is spliced from 17 exons. The record is from RefSeq and is a predicted model, not a curated record. The coding region runs from base 193 to 2616 and encodes 807 amino acids.